UAUCCUAACUGAUAAGUAAUUUUUUACGAUACGAUCAUGAAACGGAUGUUUUCAAGGUGGACAGUAGCUGCUUUGUGCAGAGGCCCAAAUUCGUCGUUGGCGCUUGUUAACAGAAAGUAAACAACCGUCAUCUUAGCUGACGACAUCUCUAGCAUGAUUUUAUUCUUAUCCAUCUACCUCCAUGUCCUCUCAAACAUGGCUACGAUACGGCACAGCUUACAUCAGGAAAUCCUGCAACCUCUGGAUGAACGGCUCUUAGCCUAUGUUCAAGUAAACAAAGCUUUGAAGAAGAAGAAUAAGCCAAGUUAUCUUGUUGUAUCUGUCACCAAAGACCCUCCAACUGUUGCGUACAUACAUCAGGUGAAGAAAAGUGAUAAGUACACGUUAAAGAAGAAGCAAUCAUGGCCUCUAAAUGCUUUGAAAGCUGUCGAUGGCAAAUCUUCUACAACUGAAACGUUGGAUUUUGAUCUUCAUCUAGAUAAAAUAUACAAAUGGACAGCAGAAAAUGGACAAGAACGCAAGAACUUUAUCACAGUAUUAUACAAGGAAAGCUCAAAUUUUCCCUCCAAAGACAGACCUGUUUUCAUUAAAGUUCCUAAGGAGUGGAUAACAACUGAAAUGCUGGAUGUCCCUGUCAGCAAUGGUGCUGUGCCCAUGGAGGUUAGUGCUGAUGCAGAAGAUUAUCAAGCCCUUAGUGAAAAAGAAGAAGCCGAUUUGCAACAGCUAAUGUCACAGUGUGGUUUCGCUGUAUCAAACGCUGAGCAGUUUAUUGACACUCUUGCAAAACAUCUGUCAAUUUUGGAUGGAGAAAAUGUUCAAAGUGUCCUAGCCUCAGAGCAGCAAGUAGCAGCAUUGAUGCGUCAGAUCGACACAGCUCUGGAGCAGGUGUCAAAAGUGGAGGCUCAGCUCCAGUCGUAUGAUGACGUCCUAUGCCAUAUUCGAACUGCCAUGGACAAAAUGGAAGAAAAGAACACGUUGAUUGCUAUUGCAAAUAAGAAUAAUCACAAACUUCUCAUGGAAUUGGAGAAUAUAGUUCAUGAGCUAGAGUUACCUUCAAAACACCAAAUCGCCCUGACGGAUGCUGACCUAACAAGCCCGCAGAGUUUGCAGGAUGCUAUCGCAGCAGCUAAAGCAUUGCAGAAAGUCAUGAAUGCUAAGAUUCACCCUGGUUUGUUGCAGCUGGCAGCAGUUCAAGACCAAAAAAAGCGAUUUGAAAAGUGGAAAACAAAAUUCUCCCAAAUCCUCUCUCAUCAUCUGAAUAACAUGUUCAUUUACUUGGGUAAUGAUCCAGGUGAAUUCAGAGCUAUGAUUGGCCCUGAUUUGGUUCUACCGAAGCAUACUGCCAUGCAUAGGGAGUUGUCUGCGUACACAGAAUUAAUGCACUGGUGCAAAGCAAUGGACCGGAAAGCAUUCAAUAGUCUCACCAAAGUCUACACGAACUCAAUUAGCAAGCUCUAUGAACGAGAUGUCAAACAAUUUUUGGAAGAUGCAAGACAAAGAGUCGCAGCUGGCCAGUCAAAAAUGGGUGGGUCAAAGGAGGAUGUUGCUUCAAAGCCAUGGCUGAGUGUUAGCGUCUCCAGCAAAUCUCAACCAUCAGCUAGUCUGCUUGGUGUUGAUCGUGAGCUAUGGGCACAAGAAGUAAGCCCGGCAGAAAGGUUGCGCUUUGAUCAAGUUUUUGAAAGAGUCUUAUCUGAAUUGGAGCCUGUGUGCCUCUCAGAGCAAAACUUUUGUGUUCAUUUUUUUGAAUUAGGUAUUCAAAAACUGAGAAUGUCCCAGUCACAGUCUGAAGAUGCUCUCAGUGCCAAAAAAGAUGACCCUAAAACGCCUAGCACCCCACAGAAGAAAAUUGAAAAGCAAAUGCAUGAGGAAGUCAGAAAAAUGAUGGCUGAGAUAUUUAAUUGCAUUGAACCUGAGAUUUUAAAUUUCCUCAACCAUCAUGAGAAAAUUGACCCUGUUUUUCGGAUGUACGGUUUAGUGCGGCUUAGCCAGCAUGUCAUGUCCGCGCAAGAUACAGGAUCAUUCCUUAGUAUGACAUUUGGUACAAUUUUAGUGCAAGUCAAACGGAACUAUGACCGUUACAUGCAAACACAACUGAACUCUAUACAAGACUGCCGUCCAGUUCGGAAAGGUAAAUGUGGUAUUUUACCUUUUGUUUACAAUUUUGAAGAGUUUGCUCGAACGACAGAACAGAUUUUUAAAGACACUGAAAGGAGAGCUGAUCUGGACAAAUGGUACAUCAAACUUGUAGGGGCAAUAUUUGAAGCAAUCCCGAUUGUUGCAGCGGACCAUCCUAAAACACCACCAGAAGUUAUUAAAAUGGAGAAUUUCCACCAUCUCUAUGACUUGCUGUCACGGCUAAAAAUCGGCGUCCUCGACAGUCAAAGAAAAGAAGCCAAAGUAAAGUAUAAUGAGGCUCUGAAAGCAUAUGUUACUAGGUAUUUCGGCCGACCGCUGGAAAAGUUGAACUUGUUCUUUGAGGGUGUUCAAGCUAAAGUUGCUCAAGGUGUCAAAGAGUCGGAAAUCAGCUACCAGAUGGCGUUUAGCAAGCAAGAGCUACGUAAAGUGGUCAAGGAGUACCCUGGGAAAGAAGUCCAUCGGGGACUAGAGCAGCUGUAUCGAAAAGUGGAAAAACACCUGUGCGAAGAAGAAAAUUUGCUGCAGGUGGUGUGGCGUGCAAUGCAAGAGGAAUUCAUUGUUCAAUAUAAGCAUAUUGAUGAUAUGAUUCAGCGCUGUUAUCCAGGAUCUAUGGUAACGCUUGAUUUUACCAUUGAUAAUAUUCUGCAGUUUUUCUCAGAGAUAGCUAGAUCUCAUUAAGUCCCUUGAACUGACUGUAAAAUGAAGUUUAGCACCAUAUCUUCAGUUUGAGGAACAUUUCACCUCAGGUAGAAAUAUAACUAUGGUAAAACUACAAAAAUGCGUAUCUCUGUUGCACUGUUUCAAACUCUUCACUCCUUUAUUUUUAAAAGGACCCCAAAGCAACAUCAUGGCUUGAAAUUUUCACAGAAUAUUUUGUACAUACAUAGAAAAGAAAAAUCACGAAGAUUUCAAAAAAUGGCUUUUAGUAGUUUUCCAUGUCAAAAGUAAAGUAUUACAGGAAGUCUGCAAUGCCGCAAACUGAGACUCAUAUUUCUGUAGUUUCACCAUCGAUAAGGAGUCUCUUGGUCGAUGUUCCUUGUUCCUAAUGAGUAAUCCGUGAAAGUCAUUCUGACUAGAUAUUAUUUUUAAGAUCAAUUAUUUUGCCAUUCAUUAUUUGAGCUUCUAUACAUGUAUUACUGUUACUCUUGUUUAUUCCUGUAAUCAAAGAGACUCAUAAUUUUCCAUCCCAGAGUAGUUCCUAGUUUUAUCCUGGAAAGUGUCCGUACAUUUGCUCUUUCAUAAACUAUAAUUUGUAAUAUCAACUCAGUCCUGAAAUAUGAUUCUAAACGUCAUGGUCAUGUUUGAACAUGUGUGCGCAUUAAGGAAAAUAGACCUACAAUGUAAAGGCAUGAAACUGUUUCUAUGGUAGAUAACCUUAGAUUUGUUUUGUUCUAUUUAUAUUCAUUUAAUCUGCCUUUCUUCUGGCUUGUGCCGUUAGUGAUUAAGUUUUAUGCAAAAUUGAAAUCUAGUAAGUUUAAUCGAUUGGAAUUUCAAUGAUAAAUAAGCCAUCAGUAGUACAACUUAGUGUAUCAGAUUCUAUGGCUCUCCUUAAGGUAGAGUGAAAAUCUCUUGAUUGACCUGCAAAAAACCGAAAAAAUCUUCAAAGCCUCUUUCUGAUUGCCUUCUUCAAAACUCUUUGGGCUUUCAUUUAUUGCAUCCAAAUUGUCUUUUUUAGUGACUUAUAAAAUUAUCCAGUUGAGCCAAUAUUAUUCGGAAGGACCCAAGCGCCAAAAUCCAAGUUUCAAGGAAAAUUGGGAAUACUGUGCCAUUCGGCAAGUGCUCAAUCUUUUGAGCCCGUAAUAUGUAUGUGUCUGAAGAAUACUUACUGAAACUGGACUCAAAAGAUUGAAUGCGAGCCGAAUGGCACAUUCUUAAUCGUUUUUCUCAAGACUUGGAGUUUUGCACAUGGGCCCCCAAGAGAAACAUUGGGUCAAAUAUGGAUGUUUUUAGGAUAUAUUUUGCCGAGUGAACUUAAUGGAAGCUUGCAAAGAAACUCUAGAAUUUUAGGUCUUUUCAUCAUUCAUAACUGUGCAUCUUGGAUAAGAGAAAAGAUCGUAGCCAGUCAAAAAAUUUAGCUUUGGUUGACUGAAAUUCAAUUUUCCUUGAUUUCUUCAUCCACCCACGAUUCCAAGAGGGUUUGAUCAAAUGAGCAUAUAAGUUCUCUAUCAAUCUAGGAUCAUAAAAAAAAUAUCUUCAGUACUCACACUUUCUAUAAUUAUACAAGCUACAACAAUUGAAGCGUGUUUUUGUUGUUCAUCGCUUUAGCAUAAAUGGAUGAGAAAGAAUUGUAGAGUCGUAAAAUACUCAUCAGAAUCUGAACAAUCAAAGAAAAAAACCACAAGAAGACUGUAAAUCCUUCUUUUUCAGGACUUACUUUUAGCCUCAACGUUAGAUAGAAUUCCUCUGUGCAUCUGUCUGGUGAGUUAUGAAAAAUUAUGAUUGCGUCAAAGAAAAUACCAAAUCUUGUAAUCCUAUGGCUCGACCAAACGACAACAAAAAUACGCUUUGUGUCUUGAAGUGCCUUCAAAUUUGAGGUGCUAUGAUCAAACUAUGAUUUUCGUUUGCUUUUUGGAGUGGAAAUUUGAUGCAGUUUGUCGUAUCACCUUAAUUAAAUAGAAAGUGUAAUUUUUCCUCUUUAUGCAUGUAAAGCGUUUUUCCAGUUGUUGUUUCAAGUUAUGGUUUUCGUUUUUAAGGCUUGUUGUGUACAGAUUUAAAUUUUUAUUUUCAAACUCAUGUAAGUUUACUUGUAUUGUUGUAAAAUUUGUACCAAAAAUCUCUUUGAUACCCAAUUAAAAAAUGAUACAGUUAUCUA
This is a messenger RNA of Bemisia tabaci, 4948 nucleotides long. Lineage: Eukaryota; Metazoa; Arthropoda; Insecta; Hemiptera; Aleyrodidae. The record is from RefSeq and is a predicted model, not a curated record.